Messenger RNA from Dalotia coriaria, 1001 nucleotides. RefSeq lists its product as uncharacterized. Bases 271 to 969 code for a protein of 232 amino acids. Lineage: Eukaryota; Metazoa; Arthropoda; Insecta; Coleoptera; Staphylinidae. The transcript is spliced from 4 exons. The record is from RefSeq and is a predicted model, not a curated record.
UAACAUAUCAUUUCAAUGGCAAUCGAAUAUUUUCGGACGGUUGUUUUGUUUUGUGACUAUUGUUUAUUCGACAAUAUCAAGAUGGCUUUAGUGUAUUGCGUGUUGCGUACAAUUUGUUUAGUAGCGGGUGCCAUGAUGCCAUUUAAUCGCGGUGGCGUUGAUCAACCAUCUCUAAAAACCUAACCCUUUUGGUGGCGCGGUUGAAGCUGACAGACGCGUUUUUGAAUUACCUCUUCGAAAUAUCUAAUACAAUAAAAAUUAAACAACAAGAUGAUGGACGACUACACCCCGCAGAUCUGUAACCAUAAAGACUGCGGCAAGGUAUUCGAAAAUGUGGCGCAGUUGAUCAUGCAUAUGCAGGUUAUACAUUUUGAGCCAGAGGUAAACUACGACAUUAGUGACGAUGAAGAACUUGAACGAAUUCGUAUCAGGUCAAUCGAAGCAUACUAUAGGUACCGGCAAGGUUUUGACGUAUAUGCUUCAUCCUGGUCUCCUACUCAACAAGAGGUCCCGGCGACACCUAACUACAGCUACUUUGAUUCUCUGGUUCCAACAAAAAAGGAGAAACAUUUCCAGUGCACCUACUGCGUUCGAUCCUAUAAGACUUUUCGUAAUCUGAAAUCCCACCACAUUCAGUCUCAUCCUAGAUUCCCUCCGCCAAUUAAUCCAUCGCUGUUAAAGCAGGGUCGAACUCCAACCGCCUCCUUACCACCACGCCGUCAUAGUUCCGAUUCGUCCUCCUCGCGUGAAAAUUCCAACCCUGAUGACAUCGUCCAUAUUCAAAGGUUUUCGUUGUAUGACUAUGCUCCCAGAGAAGAUCCUUCAACGUCUGGGGCGGGUCCUUCGAAUAUGCAACACAUGGAAAUGGCUGGUCCGAUGACCCCUCCAGGUACUCCGCCAGGUCCAAGUUCUCCAACCGAAACUUCGCCGGCUGAGUCCGACUCGUCCAGCAGUGAUGAUGACGACUGAGCUUGAAGAUUAGCAUUAUAUUGUAGACCUAG